UCGCGGUGUGGUCGCUCGCUGCGCCCGCGCCACUCUGCCACCGCAGCCGGACAGACGCGGACGUUCGCGCCACUUUUUGACAGCUGUCAGAUUGAUCGUAUCUUGUAAUCGCGAGUGUUUCUAUUGACAUUUUCUUGUAUCUCAGUUAUCUGUGACACGAAGUUUGUUGUUUAUUUGGAGUGUGUCGAAAGCCGUGAGCAAUGAACCACAUGGAUCAUAUGGACCACAUGGACCACGGCCAGCACCCCGGCCACGAUGGACACGACGGCCACGACAUGCACGACGACCCCUGCGCACACGCAGGCCACGGACACGCCAUGGUGUUCCACGCAGGCGUGUGCCAGGAGAUCCUGUUCAGCGGUUGGAUGACAACCAACGCGCUGGAGCUGUUCGGGUCAGCAGUGGCUAUCUUCUUCGCCGGAGUGUUAUAUGAGGGCCUCAAGUACUUCCGUGAGGCCCUGCACGCAAGGGCUUCGUCCUCCACCGGCGACUCCAGGGUCAACAUCACCAAGAGCGAGUGCGGAGCUAACGGACCCUGCGGGGGAACUGCUGUCGUCAAAUACACGAUGUUCUCGUCGGGCCACGUGAUACAGACGUUGCUACACUUCCUACAGUCGACCGCUUCCUACACGCUGAUGUUGGUGUUCAUGACGUACAACGUGUGGCUUUGCAUCGCGCUGGUGCUGGGCCUGGCUGUCGGAUACUUCUUCUUCGGCUGGCGGAAGAACACCGUCGUGGACGUCAACGAACACUGUCAAUGAUGCUCAACUUUAUGGAAUGGCUUCAGACCCUCAGUUUUCAUUCGAAGAUUUCGUGACAUACCGACCGCACAUGUGCUUAACCGCACAAUCAAUUUAGUUUUCAUGAAACGAUGUAUGAUGCGACUUAGUCGCAAGCGUGUGGUCGCACUUUGUAUUGGUCUGUGCUUGCUUUAUAUAAGUACACAUUUCUUCUUCUUAAGUUCAAAUCAGAAGCAUUAGCAUGCUCGCAGAAAGACUCAGAACUCGCUUAACUCACCUCCUAAAAACGUGCGUAGAGAAACAGUAAAAAAUUAAUGACAUGUGCAGAACUACUUCCGCGAUAUGUUUGAUUAGAAAUUCACGUUGUAUUUGCUUGAUUUCUAAUCUUACAAAUCGGUAGUAGCUGGCUACUCAUUGCAAUGUUAUUUUUAAAGGACGUAAACCAUGAAAAAGUGAAUUAUAUUAAAUGCUUGCUAACCCACUACAGGAGCACAGACCUGAACUAGUUAUAAAAGAGAGCUAUCGAUAUCUGCCGUCGUCACUGUUUUAUAAGAAAGUCUACAAAAGCCAUCCCAAUGAAAGUGAUUUGUUAAAGACACCCAUUGAUAUUGUAUUAAUUAAUGAUAUACUAUACGUAUGUACCUAGGUAACGUAGGCAGGUACUGUCUCUGUAAAGGCUGUCUAUAUAUUCCAUUUUUUGUAUUUGCAAUAUUAGUUAGAUAUUAGUUAGGUCUUAGUGUAAUUAAUGUAAGAUAGAAGUAGGUAAUUUAAUUCUAAGAAUAAAAAUGGUUGUUUCUGUGCCGAUAAAAAUUGGAUUUAACUUCAAAAAGUACCAUAGUUACAUGAAAUAAAGCAUUACCUACUUACGUUAAGCAAUUCGACUGCAUGAAAUGUACAUGUUCAUAGAUACGACAAUGCAUAUAAAAGUACGUAAAUAUAGAUAUUACUGCGAAACAGUAACUGAUACGUCAAUAUGUCUACUUUCAACAAAAUUUUCAAAGCAAUACAAGCCGUUUAAAUUGUUAUUACCUUAUACUAAUAUCUUACCUAUUUCUAAACUAUUUAUAAGUAGAUAAUUAUGUGAUAUUCAGCUAUAAUAUUAUUGUUAAUGUAUUAUUCGAAGAAAUUGUAAACAUACAACAUUCCUAAGUUUAUCUUGGAAUUGAUAAAAAUUCAUAUGUUUUAAGUGCCUGUUUAAAAUUAAGUAAACUCUGAAAUAUAUCACGUUGACAUACUAUCUUUGACCUUCGAUGACCGAAGGCUACAACACUUUUUAUUCAGAACACAAUAGCACCUCUGGUGCAGCAGACGUUCAUAGACUACUUCCAUCAGGGGAUCAUAGGGUUAACUUUACGGUAUAAAACACUAUUGUAUCUAAGUAUAUCUGUAGGUACUAAAUGUACCGAGGACCAGUUUAUACUCCUUAGGUAUUAAUUAUUCAGUCCUCUAUAAGAGAAUGGAGCAAAUCCAUCUUCUAAGACCAUGUAGUGCAUAGUCCCUACGUGUGGCAGCUCCCCUGGUCACCAGGGUAGAAGGACUAAGUACAACAAUAUGUCCAUUCCACAUAGCAGCCUCCAUGUUGAAAUAUUUGUACGUAUUUUGUAACAAUAGGAAUCAAUACAGUUAAGUUAUAUUAAGCACCAACAGUUUCUUGCCAUGCCUGGAUAUCGUGUAAUAAAACUUGUGUACAAUACUUACGA
Molecule: messenger RNA, 2440 nt
Organism: Spodoptera litura
Lineage: Eukaryota; Metazoa; Arthropoda; Insecta; Lepidoptera; Noctuidae
Product: Copper transporter 1B
Biological process (GO): copper ion transmembrane transport
Cellular component (GO): membrane
Molecular function (GO): copper ion transmembrane transporter activity
Source: RefSeq, a predicted model, not a curated record